Molecule: messenger RNA, 3818 nt
Organism: Bombina bombina (fire-bellied toad)
Lineage: Eukaryota; Metazoa; Chordata; Amphibia; Anura; Bombinatoridae
Gene: L3MBTL2
Product: L3MBTL histone methyl-lysine binding protein 2
Biological process (GO): regulation of DNA-templated transcription
Cellular component (GO): nucleus
Molecular function (GO): zinc ion binding
Source: RefSeq, a predicted model, not a curated record
CGUGACCAUCACUGACGUAAGACGCGGUCAAUAAAUCUUAUAGGUCCAGGAAAAUUGUAGAACACCGGCGUGUGAGACUGGCGGACUGUGGCUCUGUCAGGCUUCCUUUGACUAUGGAAGAAAACUCUCUGGAUGGGGAUGAUGCUUAUGACCUUUUCAGUGGCUACGACAGCUACAGAGGGUGUAACAGUAGUGAUAGCAGCUCAGGGCUGGGUGAUUCAAGCUUUGAGGAGGAAGAGGGAGAAGCUUCAUCAUCGCUCCAGCCUGACUCCGGAACGGGAAAGGAAAGGGAUGAAAAUGGUUCGGAUCCUGCGAUUUGUGAGAUGUGUGGUGUUGUCGGUACACGCGGUGGUUUCUUCUCCAAAACCAAGAGAUUCUGCAGCGUCUCAUGCUCACGAAGCUACUCUUCCAACUCCAAGAAGGCCAGUAUCUUGGCCCGGCUUCAGGGCAAACCUCCUACUAAGAAAGCUAAAGUUCUGCACAAAGCGUCCUGGUCGGCUAAGAUUGGAGCAUUUCUUCAGGCGCAGAGCACUGGGCAGCUGUGUGAUACGGUGCCAAUGGCACAGGAAGCUAUUUGCUUCGGCUUUCAUUGGGGAAAAUACAUCUUAGAUGGAGGUUAUGAAGCUGCACCAGUCAGCUGCUUCAGACAUGUUCCUCUGUUUGAUCUGUGGGAAGAGAUUGUAGAGGGAAUUCAUGUAGAGACUCUGAAUACAGAUGCUGCGCUUCCAAGCCGUGUGUACUGGAUUGCCACCGUUCUGAAGAUAGCAGGUUACAAGGCUUUGCUACAAUAUGAAGGUUUUGACAAUGAUCCCAGCCACAACUUCUGGUGUAACCUCGGGACAGUGGACAUACAUCCAAUUGGCUGGUGUGCAGCGAAUGGCAAGAUCCUGGUGCCCCCUCAGACUAUUCACUCUAAGUACACAGACUGGCGCAAGUACCUAAUGGGACGGCUGGUUGGCUCGCACACUUUACCAGUGGAUUUCCAUAUUAAGAUGGUUGAGAGUCUGAAGUGCAGGUUCCGACAAGGCAUGCGGCUUGAGGUGGUAGAUAAAAUACAGGUGUCGUGCACCAGGUUAGCUGUGGUUGAUACCGUGUUUGGAGGGCGGCUUCGACUUUUGUACGAGGAUGGGGAGAGUGAGGAUGACUUCUGGUGUCACAUGACUAGCCCCAUUAUUCACCCUGUGGGCUGGUCUCAAAGAGUUGGCCACAACGUUAAGGCUACAGAGGAGAAACGUAAUGAUGUGUCCAACCCCUCCUGGCCCGCCAAGGUCUACUGCGAUCCUUUUCCGUACUUUUUCAAACAGGUUCGAAUUGCUUACCCCAAGGGAGAGUGGUUUGAACAAGGGAUGAAGCUGGAAGCUAUUGACCCGCUAAAUCUUGGCAACAUCUGUGUCGCUACAGUCUGUAAGGUGCUCCUGGAAGGUUUCCUCAUGGUGGGUAUGGACAGUGCCCCUGAGUCAGAAUGGUUCUGUUACCACGCGUCCUCUCACUCCAUCUUUCCAGCAGGCUUCUGUGAAAAGAAUAAGAUUGAGCUCACGCUGCCCAAAGCUUACACAAAGGACACUUUCUCUUGGGAAGCGUAUCUGAAGGAAACCAACUCCUACACUGCUCCUGUGAGGUUAUUUAACAAUGACUGCCCUAAUCAUGGCUUUAAACCUGGCAUGAAACUUGAGGCUGUGGAUUUAAUGGCGCCACGUCUGAUUUGUGUUGCUACUGUGAAGCGCGUGGUGCAGCGUCUGCUUCGCAUUCAUUUUGAUGGUUGGGAUGAUGAGUAUGAUCAGUGGGUGGACUGUGAAUCUCCUGAUAUCUACCCUGUUGGCUGGUGUGAGCUCACUGGGUACCAACUGCAGCCUCCCGCAGAAGAAGAACCCAUUGUGGAACCAAAGCCUAAGGAGGUCAAGAAAAAGAAAUCUAGGGUUUAUGGGAAGAGACGGAAAAAGGUUUGGCAUGGUAAAAAGCCCACGAAGAAGCACAGAGCUGCCAAAACUACAGAGUUUUCUGAGCCCACUAAAGUCCUCUCUGUCCAGAUAAAAGAGGAGGAAAUGGACCCACAGGACCUCAAAGAAUCCAUCACAGAGGAUGAAAGUAAUAAUGUCAAAGAGGAGGAGAAUGAGCUACACAUGUAGAUUAUUUUUUAGAAGAUAAAUCCUUGUGUAGAAGACCAAUUUCCUUAUGGUGUGAGCAUUGUGGGUCUAAACCAAAAUAUGGAUCAGAUGGGAUCUGUCUUCUAGGCAUGAGAUGGAGCAUACACUAUACCACGCAUCACUUUAAUUACACUGUCUCCUGAAGCACAGGCUUUUAAGUGGUUUGUUACCAUUGGUUUUGAUUGUCCUCCCUCUUUUUUUUUAUUCAUGGACAUGAUUGGGGCAGUGUGGUACCUAUGUCUGUGCUCUGGCUAUUGCAGUGAAGCGAUGGGGCUUUAGGCAGAAUGACUUCUCUUUGCUUCUCUUUUAUCUUGAACUUAAACCAACUUUGUGAGUGUCCCCUUUGUACAGACCCAGCUUUCUUGCUUUGUCCUAUUUGUGACAUAUAUGGUGUCACUGUUCUAAUUUCUGUUUCAUGAACUCAUAACACUAUACCACUUCUUCUAUUUGUAGUUAUUAGGGGCGCCCAUGUCUUUAGUUACAAGUAAAAUAAGAAAGAGCCCACUGUCUGCAUCCUGGAGACUCUUUUUAGGAAACUAAUGAAAGAUGUGAGCUGCUAGGGGUGUGCCAGUUGUUUACAUUCUGCCUCAUCACAAAAUCAUCGGUUAGACGCGGGGUCCAUAUGGUAACAAUGUUCCUUAGGUAAGAAUGCAUUAAAGGGAUCUGUCUUAUGUCUGUACCAUACUUCUCGUUUAAGCAUAAGUAAGCAGAUGUCCUGACAACCUGAUGUUAGAAGCUUGCAUAUAAAGCAUGGCUUCCUUUUUACACAGACAUGAAACUAGAUUAUCAGAAAUAACAGGAAUUGUAGGCUUACCCUUUGUGUGAACGUAGAGUUCUGAUCCUAUAAAUGCUAUUGUACAUAAGCACAGGCGGGUGGUUCUGUGUGCACGGGACUAGGAAUUCUGUAUCUUUGUUCUCUCUCAAUUGCUGCAUGGUCCUGGGGCAGAUGUAAAAGAUGCUGGGUAGACAUAGCUAUAACAGAGCGUUACAGAAGGUGCCUUGGUGCUUUCAUUUCAUUUGUAGGGAAGCCGACACCACUGGGGCAGAUGGUUUUUCUCUCACCUAACUCAUCACCUACAGUUUCAGCCUUAAUGUUCUCUUCCUGGACUAAGGGAUACAGGGAGGAGUCAUUUUGGUUUGAUUUCCCCUUUUUUAAGGAGUGGGAUCCACUACUUGCAAGGGACAAGACUAUAUAUCAUCAAAUCCCAACAGGAAAAGAAAGCCUUGUCUGAAAGCUCACAACACUCCUGCUAGCUGUAUGGGGCAGGGAUAUUUUUUAAGUACUUUAAUUGAAGUAAUUAGCCUUUAAGCAUAAAUUUAGGUAAAACGUAAACGAAGCACAUUCAAUCCCAUAAACAUACAAAUUCCCAGCCGAACAUGUAGAUAUCAUUAACCCUUCAAUUACCAGGAGGAACACAUUGUUAUUGUAUAGCACAUAGGACUUGACUGGAAUGUGACAAAUUCAGCUAAAUUCUGUAUUAAGAUUUCUUUUUCAGGCAGGUUCCCAAUGGUAAAUCCAACAACGUAUCAAAAUGUAAUAAAGAAACGUUUAAAAAAUCAUUAAAGAAUUAUUUUAAAAGCAUGUUUAACUGAAUGUUACCUGCUUUAAACUGCAGGUAUUUGUGUUCUUGAUUUGGAUUCUUUUCUGUUGAAUAAAGAUGUGCUGUAACCACA